CCAUCUAUCAAGUUUCUCAAAGAAAAAGUAAAAAUUUUCUCAAGCUCUUAUGACUCAAUGGACAUAUACUAUCAUUACGUAAGAAUCGGAAUAAAUUGAAGAAGAAUAUCCUGGGUGUUCCGUACGGUAUCAGACACAUUUAUGGCAGAAGUACCGCUAGUUGCGCACACGUGUAUGGAGUAUGACGAAGAUAAAUAAGGACAAGAAGACGUCAAAGCAUCAAUGCUGAAACGAAGAUGAGAAAGCGAGAAGAAAAGAGGAAGAGUGUGAAUCACAUAGAGCAAGUGGCGAGUUUCAGACGGGUCUUCUUGGCUUCCUUCGUUGCCGUACGUCCGUCCUUCUUUCCAUGCGGGGUCCGGACUGGCCCGCACCCCGUGACCCACAAGUGGGCCUACAGUCAGUCAGGCGAUGAGGCCCGGCACGAUUAGGGCCGCCAAGCUCAUGCUAAAGUGACACGUGCGUGUGUGAAUACGGCGAAUUGGAUUGUUUCUCGUGGAAGAUUCGUAAGACGACAAACCCAGGAUGCGAAUCCGUCGUCCUUUGGGGCCUCUCGUCCUUUUUUGGGCCUUCGUCACGGUCCGAGCACAGGAUGAUGACUCCUUGGCCGGCAGUUUUAUUUCAGGGCUUUUGGAUACCAUAACCAGUACAGCUAAUAGCGCUGAUUGUCCUGGAGUUUGCGUGCACGCGCUUGCUACAAUAAUAUGCUUCGAAGUCCUGGAGGAUGUACAAUGUCCCACUGCAAGUAUGAGAUGCUGCGUGGACCAACCUUCGAACAGCACAGAAACCACGGAAUACGCCACCGAAAAUGAUACCGCCGUGACAAACAUUAGAAACCCAACAACAACAACUGAAACAACAUUUAUAACGUCUACUACGACACCCUCGACAACGACUGCAAUUGCAACGGUAUCCACUAGCAUAAAAUCAACCACGCAAAAUCAAAAGGAAACCAAGGAUAAACAGUCAGCUAAAACUUGUUCUGGAAUUUGUAUGGCUGAGCGUCUUGCCGAUUACUGUGACGCAGUGCUGAUGAUCAACUCCAUAUGUAAUCCAGGUUUCCGUUGUUGCGUUUCAAGAGACACUUACGGGAACACACCACCACCAGAGUUGAUGGUCAUUGACAGGACAAAGUCAAACUCCUCACGUAUCACCGAAAAGAAUACAACAUCUCCUAGCAGAACAACGACAACGACUCCUCGACCUACUACGACUACCACGAGCAAUGCUCCACCGACGACGCAUUCCAGACCGAAACCUGCAAAUCGUCGGCCAUGCAAAGGAGAAUGUACAAACGGAUUUUUCGCAUUGUUGUGCGACGGCAUUGACAAGGAUGCCGAUUGUCCAGACGGCAGUUUAUGCUGUGUCAGUGGUGCUUCAGAUGAAACGGAAGUAGAAACGACAAUACGGCCGACGACAAAGGCUCCGCAAACAAAACCACCGCAAGCUAAGCUUCCUGUUUGUCCAGGUUUUUGUCUUCUUACAAUAAUGUCAACUUUUUGCGAACGUCCUAACGUGAUCAUCGCCAAAACCUCUACCUGUCAGUCCGGUUCGAUAUGCUGUGACAACACUAAGAGUCCGCCUCCGCCACCUAGACCACGACCCAGACCAACACCUUCUAGACCGGCAGCAACAACGGUUUCUCUACCUCCGGAUCCUCGACCGGAAUGUCCAGGAUCUUGCAUCGUAUCUUACUUGUCUUUUACUUGUUUCAGAAACGCUGAACUUACCAAUCUGUUCAAGUGUAAGAAAUUAGGACAUCAGUGUUGUGCACCGAAAUCGCUCAUCAGAGAAUUUCACAGUGGAAACUCAAGUGAACCGGUUCUGAGCAAUAGAAAUGACACAUUCCCGGUCGUUAGUCAGAGGCCGUACACUACUCCAUUACCAAGCACAGUCUAUGAGACCACAACCUUGCCAACGACUACAACCACCAGGAGUCCUGUUUACAGUAAAUACGUAUGCGGCGUUAAGGGAACAUCGCGGGGGCCAAUUCAGGCCCGUAGCUCCGAACGAGGGGCCCGUGUUGUAGGCGGUGAAGACGCAGAUGCUAAUGAAUGGUGUUGGCAGGUCGCAUUAAUUAAUUCUCUUAAUCAAUACUUGUGUGGUGGCGCUCUAAUUGGCACACAAUGGGUUCUAACGGCAGCUCACUGCGUUACAAAUAUCGUAAGGUCAGGCGAUGCGAUAUACGUGAGAGUAGGAGAUCACGAUCUGACCCGGAAGUAUGGAAGUCCUGGAGCGCAGACAUUGCGCGUUGCGACCACCUACAUUCAUCACAAUCAUAACAGUCAGACCCUGGACAAUGACAUUGCGCUCCUUAAACUUCACGGCCAGGCAGAACUCAGGGAUGGCGUCUGUCUUGUUUGCCUUCCUGCCAGAGGAGUCAGUCACACUGCUGGCAAACGUUGUACCGUUACUGGAUACGGAUACAUGGGAGAAGCUGGUCCCAUUCCACUUCGAGUGCGAGAGGCUGAAAUUCCUAUUGUCAGCGACGCCGAGUGCAUCAGGAAAGUUAAUGCAGUUACUGAAAAAAUCUUCAUUUUGCCUGCUAGUAGUUUCUGCGCAGGUGGCGAGCAAGGCAACGAUGCAUGUCAGGGCGAUGGAGGUGGUCCUCUUGUCUGUCAAGAUGAUGGCUUUUAUGAAUUGGCUGGUCUGGUUUCUUGGGGUUUCGGUUGCGGACGGGUGGAUGUACCUGGUGUCUACGUUAAAGUCUCUGCAUUUAUCGGUUGGAUCAACCAAAUCAUAUCUGUAAACAAUCUCUAAUGUCACUAUCUAUUAUCACGUACACUGUCAUGCACUUUAUUUAUUAUAUUUAUUAUAACUGUCGCAUCUUGAUGAGGAUAUCGAAAGGAAUGCUCUAAAUUUUCAUAUAUAAAAAAUGUUGAAUCUUACGACUGAAGGAAAAAAAUUGACUUCAUGAAGGUAUUCAAAAUAUUGUAUUUCAUAGGGAAAACAUUCAUUAUUUUAUUAUUCAUUAAAUAUAUUCCAUUAUCGUCACUGUGAGACAGCGUGUUGAAAUCUAUAAUUUGUUGUUAAUGAUGAAGAAAUAACAAACAGCGUUUGUAGUAGAUAUAAUUAUAGUCAUAGUAGCUACUAUCAUGAAUUGAUAUAACUAUAGUAGCUAUGCGAUUAAAAGAUUCUUUAACUUUUUGGAACUUUUCUGUUGCUCCUCCAACAGUGAUUCCAUUCUGCGUAGAUAUUUUUAUUUCGAAAUAGUAAAUUUCGAUAACGGAUUUCUUCGGGAAUCAAAAAACUGGAUUCCGUCAAUUGAAUAUAUAGCGUUAAUAUUGUUAAUAUUAAAUAAUUAAGUAUUACGUAUAUAGAAAUUUCUACGUACUAAGAUUAAUUUUUAAAUAUUUAUUAUCUUAUUGAGUUGCAACCGCAAAAUUGAUGAAGUUAUAUCUAUUUCUGAUUUUAAUAAUCCUCAACAGUAUUUUUUAUAAGAACGUCCACAUCUAACGAUUAUGGAUAAACAACGACUCGCUUUGUAUAAUAUUGCAUUGUUUCUACAAAGUAUUUGAUGUAUUUUCUUUUUUUUUUAAAUCGUGAGAUUCCUUUUUUUUUAUUAAUAAAAUGUUGAGAAUUGUAAAUUGCAAUGUCAAAUGUAGCUGUAUAGAAAAUUUAAAUGUGUUUAAUUAAUUUAUUAUAAUAUUGUACAAGAUUUAUGAUUUCAUUGCAUGUCAUUUUUGUAUGUUUUGUACGUGCCUUGGAUACAAUAAGAAAAAUUCUUUACAAACUAGACGUCACUGAGACAAUGUUUAUGACGUCUUAUAUGCGAAUCAUAAAACUAUUGGACAUUGGUUCAAGUAUUCAGCUGAAAUUGAUCAAUCUUCAUUCUCCAAGAUUUAACUAUUUAUUAAGUUAAUUAGUCUAAAUUUUAUAAUCUACUGCCAAUCAGUUCUUUGGCUCCAAAUGCUGUAGUGCAUCCCUAGUAGAUUUGACUUCACUGUAAAACAAAAUUUGUAUCAAGUCGAUUUUCCAUAUCGAUUGGACAAGUAUCACGACUGUUAUCUUUAUUGAUUCAUAACUGACAUUUGCUUUAUAAAGCGACAGAACAAUAGCGAAUUUAAUAAAUUAAUAAUUAUUUUUGAAAA
Messenger RNA from Cephus cinctus (wheat stem sawfly), 4088 nucleotides. It is a transcript of the gene mas, whose product is annotated as protein masquerade. Lineage: Eukaryota; Metazoa; Arthropoda; Insecta; Hymenoptera; Cephidae. The record is from RefSeq and is a predicted model, not a curated record. The transcript is spliced from 12 exons. Gene Ontology annotation, molecular function: serine-type endopeptidase activity. Bases 523 to 2757 code for a protein of 744 amino acids. Gene Ontology annotation, biological process: proteolysis.